CUUCACGCGUCAAAAUCUAUCCAUUAGUUCAAUGAUGGCAAUGGCAUCCAACACUGUGUUCCUCUCCGUUCUGCUCUUUCUCUCCCUCACCUCCAUCGCCAAAUCUUACGACGAGGAUUGCGUUUACACGGUGUACGUUAGGACCGGGUCGGUCCUAAAGGGCGGAACGGACUCGAUCAUCGGCCUAAAGCUGUACGACGCGUACGGGGAGUACGUGCACAUCACGAACCUCGAGGCCUGGGGAGGGCUCAUGGAUCGGGGGCACAACUACUUCGAGAGGGGCAAUCUCGACAUUUUCAGCGGCAAGGCACCGUGCCUCGCCGCUCCAAUCUGCGCGAUCAACCUCACAUCCGACGGCUCGGGUCACCACCACGGCUGGUACUGUAACUACGUCGAGGUCACGUCCACCGGGCCCCACAUCCCCUGCGCCCAGCAGCUCUUCACGGUGGAGCAGUGGCUCGCCCUCGAUACGGAGCCGUACGACCUCACCGCUAUCAGGAAUUACUGCCCCUCCGUCGCUCAGGAUCGUCGUGGACGCCUCAAGUCUAGCGUGUAAUUUUAUUUGUACCGCGUGCUUAUUUAUUAUUGUAUUAUUUUUAUGUUUUUUAAGGUUUAAGGUUUAAGGUUUAAUGUAUGUUGUUGUGUCGGAUCUAUCAUCUAUGUAUGACGAACUUAGAGCUUUUGUCGUCACAGUCUUUAAUGGCUAUUAUGAUCUGAAUAGGAUGCUUAUUUUGGGAAAGAAGAUUAGUGACCUUUUUUUUU
Molecule: messenger RNA, 762 nt
Organism: Corylus avellana
Lineage: Eukaryota; Viridiplantae; Streptophyta; Magnoliopsida; Fagales; Betulaceae
Product: PLAT domain-containing protein 3
Molecular function (GO): protein binding
Source: RefSeq, a predicted model, not a curated record